Messenger RNA from Papilio xuthus (Asian swallowtail), 560 nucleotides. RefSeq lists its product as uncharacterized. The transcript is spliced from 5 exons. NCBI's taxonomy places the organism in Eukaryota, Metazoa, Arthropoda, Insecta, Lepidoptera, Papilionidae. The record is from RefSeq and is a predicted model, not a curated record. The coding region runs from base 72 to 560 and encodes 162 amino acids. Gene Ontology annotation, molecular function: monooxygenase activity; oxidoreductase activity, acting on paired donors, with incorporation or reduction of molecular oxygen; iron ion binding.
UUUUUAAGUAUAGGCAUCGUGCAGUGGUGUCAACGGCGGCUUUAUUUAUUUACACACUGUGUCAAAUAAAUAUGGGAUACAAAUUAAUAAUUUUGUUGGGUUUGCUGCUUGGAGUUCUGUACUGCAUACACAUACUUGUUCAGGAUUAUCAAGCUGUGACUGCCUCCAAACUUCUUCGCUUUCUUUUCAAAAGGGAUACGAGUCCGAAUUACACGAAACCAAGCGUAAGGUGGAGAAAAAUUUUAAUGUAUGAUAAAAUACAAUGCACUCGGUUCCUCUAUUGUGCUCUGGGAGCAGCGGCUGAAGCGGGGCCGGACGGGGAACUACCCACAGGUUUAAUAUUAAUGCUCAGCUUAGAACCUAGAGGUGAAGACAAAGAUUCUCUGGAAGUGUUCCAGAAUGCGUACGAGUUUGGUCGGAAUGCACACACCCUCUGUCAGAUUCACGUGUACGACAUGCAUCAAGAUGAGCACCUGUAUCCUGGAUCGGAGACGUUUAUUCCCGAGCGCUUUCUGCCUGAGAACACAAACAGAUGUUACCCCUACGCUUAUUCCCUUUAA